Messenger RNA from Echinostoma caproni, 477 nucleotides. The record is from the annotation of a GenBank genome assembly. NCBI's taxonomy places the organism in Eukaryota, Metazoa, Platyhelminthes, Trematoda, Plagiorchiida, Echinostomatidae.
AUGGCCUUUCCCAUAUUUUGUCCACCAAGACUCCCUUAUUCCGAAUUUGUGGGAGGGGUGACCGCUUUGUCACGGACACAGUUUGAACUAGUGGGUGGAUUCUCGAAUAUGUAUUUUGGUUGGGGCGGAGAAGACGAUGAUCUUCUUAAUCGAAUUCGUGUUCGCAAAUUGUGGAUUGAACGUCCACCGGUAACAAAGUAUAAAAUGAUUCGACACGGUCGAGACGAGCUGAAUGAGGUGAAUAAAGACAAUCGAGUAUUGUUGAGUACAUUCAAGGACAAAAUCAUGGAACAUGACACCUUCCUUCAGUCGAAGUACUUGGUGUUAACUGCGGAACCUCGAUACAAUGGUCUUGUGUACUGGAUUGAAGUUGAUAUCAUGGAGAAUGACAUCAUACCGAUGGUGGUUGAUGUUUACGAAUUUAAUACGGGUGUUAAGAUCACUGUAUGCAUCUGCCACUAUGAUGCCUUGUUCUGA